Messenger RNA from Rubroshorea leprosula, 1714 nucleotides. NCBI's taxonomy places the organism in Eukaryota, Viridiplantae, Streptophyta, Magnoliopsida, Malvales, Dipterocarpaceae. The record is from the annotation of a GenBank genome assembly.
UUCAAAAUUCCUGCAAAAGUGUAGACAACCUUGAUGCAAUAGAAGUAGAAUAAUUUUUGCGCUUCUGUGGAUGCUGAAUGUUUACAACGAACGCAAAGCAUUGGCAUGUUCCCUGAAAGACUCAAAGACAUCAAUUGAAGAGCUCAAUAGGCUUUCCUCUAGGCCGGCUCUGGUGAAAUGGAAGGGCAGAGAGCCGGCUCUGGAAGCUGCAGCUGGCUCUGGAAGCUGCAGCCGGCUCUACGGGCAAAAGUUUGAAGACUGUUGGUUGGCGCGCGCGGAGAAAAGACGCAAAGCUGGCUCUCGCUUUGAAGUCAGCUGUGAGGGUGCAUUUAAUGCACAACGGUCGAGUCAUUUGAAGAUUAUUAAUGUAUUUAAAGUCGGAGUUGCAAAGCCGGCUCAAAGUUUUGUAGCCGGCUCUCGAAAAAAACAGAAUGGUCUGCAAGCCCGGAUAGCCGGCUCUGAAAGUAGUGAUCUGAAGAGAGGAUCUUUGGGGUUUAAGUGUAAAGGGGUGAGAUUUGAGAGAAACCCUUCUUCUUGUAAAGGAUUGAGUGGCUCCUUUAAGCCACCAUUGUUUUUGCUAGUGGAGAGUGUGGAGGAAAUCCUUGCAAUCAUAUGUGUAUUUUUGGUCUACCCCUUUGAUGUCAAUGAUCGUUGUGUCAUUGAUGGAGUACAGAUGAUUGUUGAAGAGAUGAAUCUUCUGACAAUUGUCUUUUUGAAAUAUGACAAUGAGAAAAUAUACUAUCCAAAUGCUGUUUUGGCUACCAAACCAAUUGGCAACUUCUAUAGGAGUCCUGACAUGGGUGAUUCUAUAGAGUUUGCUGUUGAUAUUUCUAUUGGCAGAAGCUUCCAGUUUCAGCUGCGGAAUGAGUUCCGGUUGAGGCAGCCGGAGCUGUACAACCAAGCUGAUAAAGACCCAGCCAUGAUGGAGAGGGAGCAAGCCAAGCCACUAGCUCCUGCCGCAGACCGCCCUAGCAGCGACGAAGAUGAAGUCGCUUUAACUCUCAAAAAGCUCCGUUGCAGAAAAUUCAUCAGAUGUUGCGGGUGCGUUGUCGGCCUCCUCCUCAUCCAAGCCGUCGUCGUCAUAAUCCUAGCCCUCACCGUGUUCCGCGUGAAGGACCCUAUCAUCAAAAUGAACAGUGUUACUGUCACCAAGCUCGACCUCGUCAACAACAGCGGCACCACCCCCAUGCCCAAGCCCGGCUCCAACAUGACCUUAAUAGUCGACGUUUCAGUGAAGAACCCAAACGUAGCGUCGUUCAAAUACAGCAACACCAGCAUGACGCUUUACUACCACGGCAUGAUGGUAGGGGAGGCUCGAGGGCCACCGGGGCUGGCCAAGGCGCGGCGAACCAUGAGGAUGAAUAUCACUGUGGAUAUCAUUACCGAUCAGGGGAAGUUAAUAGUUGACUCUAAUGGUGAAAAUGACGCUGGUACUGCCAGUACCAUAGGAGCACUUUGGGAUCAUCCCUAUCAGCUUGCUUGUACAGCUCCGGCUGCCCCAACCGGAACUCGUUCCGCAGCUGAAACCUAACCAGCGGCAAUUAUUUGAUGAUGGAUUCCUAUGAAGAUUGCCGUGGUCCUCCCCGUUUUGAUCCAAGCCAGCUGGGUUUGCCAGGAGGUAAAAGAAAAAAAAAGAAAAGAAAAAAAGGCUGGAGGAAGGAGAAGCUGGGGAAGAAGACGAGGGUAUAUCAGUAAUUAAAAGUAAAAAAUUUAA